This is a messenger RNA of Peronospora belbahrii, 777 nucleotides long. The record is from the annotation of a GenBank genome assembly. NCBI's taxonomy places the organism in Eukaryota, Oomycota, Peronosporomycetes, Peronosporales, Peronosporaceae.
AUGUACAAGUACAUCCAGAAAAUGGGUACGCUCUUGCGAAAUGUGCCGCCAUCUUCUCAAGCCUCAUUACGACCGCUUCCGAUAUCUAAGGAAGCCUGGCAUUCCAUCAGUAUGGACUUCAUCAUUGGGAUUUUACCGGAUGAGAAGAAUCCCACUGGCGUCUUGGUUUUUGCGGAUCGAUUUAGCAAGAUGGUGCACUUUGCUCCAGUCUCCGCGCACAUUAGAGCGGAUGCAACCGCGGAGUUAUGCGACAUCGUUCACGUCGUGGAGCUUAUUCCUUCCACUCGCCGAAUUGCAAUCAACAAUGCAGUCGAUGCGUCAACAGGAUUGACGACAUUUUUCGUGAGCACCGCGAGGCCCCCUCGCGUUUCAGCGCAUCUUGCUUUCAAAGAUUCACCACACACAAGCUCUACGCUUGGUGGGGGAGUAUCUGCCGAUGGUAUUGCGCCGGAACAUUUGAUGAUUGAUUACGUUGUCGAUAAGGUCGCUCACGAUGCGUCUCAUGCUGUUAAUUUUGUGGCCAACGGCAUCUCAAGUCCCGACACGAUGCAUCCCGUCACGCCCUCCUUAGCUAAUUUUGCUCCUACAGAGCUCACUUCACCUAUUAGCUCGGCUGCUGUGACCGACCUUAUAUUGCUACGACAAGGCAUUACACGCUUUGUACGUGAUGCCUUUCAACAAGCCGUCGACAUGCAAAAAGAGAACGAGGCCAAGCGAGGUCGAAAGCAUCUGUCAAAAUUUAACGAAGGUGAUAGAGCCCUGUUUUUCGACAAGUAG